This is a messenger RNA of Poecilia latipinna (sailfin molly), 2320 nucleotides long. RefSeq names its product AVL9 homolog (S. cerevisiase) (gene avl9). Bases 174 to 2054 code for a protein of 626 amino acids. The record is from RefSeq and is a predicted model, not a curated record. NCBI's taxonomy places the organism in Eukaryota, Metazoa, Chordata, Actinopteri, Cyprinodontiformes, Poeciliidae. Gene Ontology annotation, cellular component: cytoplasm. The transcript is spliced from 16 exons.
GGAACCCUCUCGUUGAUUCCCGCUGGGAGUCGAGCCAGCUCAGGUUUGUGGCUGUUGUUGCUUCUUGUGUGUGUGACAGAUUCGGGGCUAAAACUCGGCUCUGUUUGCUCUUUACACCGGACUCCUGAGGGAAACCGAACCUGGACUGCCAGAACUGAACACUAACGGUAGAAAUGGAGUCUCAGGGCAGAGACGAAAUGAAGGGGCCGGUGCUGCACAUCGUGGUGGUUGGAUUUCACCAUAAGAAAGGCUGUCAGGUUGAGUUCUCGUACCCGCCGCUGAUGCCAAACGAGGGUCACGACAGCAGCCUGCUGCCGGAGGAGUGGAAGUACCUCCCUUUCCUGGCUCUGCCCGAUGGAGCCCACAACUACCAGGAAGACACUGUUUAUUUUCACCUGCCGCCUCUCAGUGUAGACAUGAAGUGCGUCUAUGGAGUGUCCUGUUAUCGCCAAAUAGAAGCAAAGGCCCUGAAGGUCCGACAGGCGGACGUUACCAGAGAGACGGUCCAGAAGAGCGUCUGUGUCCUCAGUCGAGUGCCUCUCUACGGUUUGCUCCAAGCUAAGCUUCAGCUCAUCACACACGCCUACUUCGAGGAGAAAGAUUUCUCCCAGAUCUCCAUCCUGAAGGAGCUGUAUGAGCACAUGAACGGCUCCCUGAGGGGCUCCGCUCUGGAGGGGUCGCAGGUUUAUCUCGGUUUAUCACCAAGAGAUCUCAUCCUGCACUUUCAGCACAAGGUUCUCAUCCUCUUCAAGCUCAUUCUGUUAGAGAAGAAGGUCCUGUUCUAUGUUUCUCCUGUAAACAGGCUGGUUGGAGCGCUGAUGACGGUUCUGUCACUUUUUCCUGGUAUGAUCGAACACGGCCUGGUGGAUUCGUCGCACUACAAACCAAAGAGCAGCGUGUCGGACGACCCGAGUCUGGUGGAGAGCGGCUUGGGAGCCGAGGAGUUCGUCUCCGUGUCCGUCACGGACAUCGCCCACGCCAACAUGGAGGCCACCCAGCCAGCUGCAGAGUCCCUGCCGUCGGGGAACAGCACGCAGGGCGACAGCAACCACCUCAAACCGCCGUCACGCACCUCUCCAGAGUCCUCCGAGAGCGACUGGGAGACGCUGGACCCCAGCGUGUUGGAGGAACCCAAAGAACCUGCAGCUGACAGCAGCGGGUCGGAUAUGCCAGACGCCUUCGACUCCAAACCAGGAACUCCGAUCACGGUGCAGCCGCUGGGGGUCAGCGGUCAGGCAGGGGUCAUCCAGGGUCUGGUGUCGGGUCUGGAGGAGGAUCAGUACGGCCUGCCGCUCCCCAUCUUCACCAAGGGUUACCUGUGCCUGCCUUAUAUGGCCCUGCAGCAGCAUCACCUCUUGUCGGACGUCACAGUUCGAGGCUUCGUCGCCGGGGCAACCAACAUCCUUUUCCGCCAGCAGAGGCACCUCAGUGACGCCAUCGUUGAAGUGGAGGAAGCUCGGAUCCAGAUCCAGGACCCAGAACUCCGAAAGAUCCUGAGCCUGACGACGGCUGACCUGCGCUUCGUAGAUUACCUGGUGAAACACGUGACGGAGAACAGAGACGACGUGUUCCUGGACGGGACGGGCUGGGAGGGAGGAGACGAGUGGAUCAGGGCCCAGUUCACCCUCUACCUGCACUCCUUACUCUCCUCUGCGCUACAGCAAGAUAAUGAGAGGCUGCUGGCCGAUUAUGGGGUGCCGUUCAUUGGAGCGUGGAAGAACACCCACAACUUCCGGGUUUGGUUCAGUAACAAACAUCCCGGCAUGACAGCCAUCACUCCAGGCCACCCGUUCCAGGGCCAGUACAGCGUAGCAGACGUGAAACUGCGGCUCUCACAUUCGGUGCAGAACAGCGAGCGAGGGAAAAAAAUCGGAAACGCCAUGAUCACGACCAGCCGCAGCGUCGUCCAAACCGGGAAGGCAGUGGGUCAGUCGGUGGGCGGAGCCUUAACGAGCGCCAAGUCUGCCAUGUCGUCCUGGUUCUCCACGCUGGCUCAGCCUCAACCUUUGACCCCAUCCUCAGGUCCAGAACCGGCCUCCGAGGUGAAGCCAUGACAGUUGGCAUCCAAACGUCCCGCAGCGACUCUUUCCGUCUCUUUCCGGACUAUGGCUGCUGUAGAUAGAAAAAAACGAGUAAAUCUCCAUCGAAUUUUUCAGAAAUUUCGAGAUUAAUCUCAGAAAUGUUCAAGAAAGAGAAGUGAGUUCCAAAGGUCAAAAAUUUACUAGAAAUAAAUGUGAAAUCUUUAGAUUGAUAUCAGAAAUAUCUGGAAAAAAGUUUAAACUUUUUUUUCUUUUUUUUUUUUUAAGAAAACUUACACUUU